Molecule: messenger RNA, 922 nt
Organism: Nematocida minor
Lineage: Eukaryota; Fungi; Microsporidia
Product: very-long-chain ceramide synthase
Exons: 1
Biological process (GO): ceramide biosynthetic process
Cellular component (GO): membrane
Molecular function (GO): sphingosine N-acyltransferase activity
Source: RefSeq, a predicted model, not a curated record
AUGCGAAAAGAAUGGGAAAAUAGAUCCUUAGAUCCAGCCAUCAGACUUCCCACUGACAUAAUUAUGUACGUCUGCGGCAUUGUUGUCUAUACGAUACUCCACCGCAUAGUAAAAACCACCAUUUCAGAGCUCAUAAUAAGAAAGCUCGCAAGAGUGAAAAAUCCUGCAGAUAUUGACAGAAAAAAGUUCACUCGGGCGCUGUGGAAGGUCGUCUGCUUUGGCACCCUGAGCUUAUACGGUAUAUACUGUCUCGCAGGCGAGUCGUGGAUCUACUAUCCGCUUGGCGUGACAAUGGAGUGGCCCAACAACCAGACUCCCAGCCGGAUAAAUAACUACUACGUGAUUGAAACAGUCUACUACUCUGGUAGUUUUAUCACGAUGUUCUUUGAAGAAAAGCAGUCUGACUUCUAUCUUAUGGUGUGGCACCACUUUGUCACUCUGCUUCUUGUUGGGUUUUCGUACAGAUACAACUUCUUGCGGUAUGGAGUGUUCAUCAUGCUGCUGCACGAUAUAUCUGAUCCGUGGAUGGACUCUGCAAAGAUUUCUGUGUAUCUUGGGUACCAGAGCCUUGGAAAUGUUUUAUUUAUCAUCUUUGCAGGAAUGUUCAUUAUUCCAAGAAUAUUCAUAUAUUUGUACAUGGUGCUAUUCCCCGGGUACGGGUUUCUUUGGGAGUUUGGGUCCAUGCUUCUGGUGCCCAUAUGGGGGCUGCUGCUGGGAGUCUUUUUGCUCAACUCGUACUGGUCUGUUCUGAUCAUCCGAAUGGCUGUGGAGUUUAUCAAGAAGGGAAAGAUCGAAAAAGACAUCAGAGAUGUGGAAGGAAAAGAAAAAGGAGGCAGGAAAGAAAAGGGCAUUAAGCCAAGCAAAAUAAAAGAUAAAGUAGCUAGCAAACAAGAUAAAAAGGCAAAACUAAGGAAAAACAGAU